Molecule: messenger RNA, 1731 nt
Organism: Fusarium subglutinans
Lineage: Eukaryota; Fungi; Ascomycota; Sordariomycetes; Hypocreales; Nectriaceae
Product: alpha-glucosidase (maltase)
Exons: 1
Coding region: 1-1731 (576 amino acids)
Biological process (GO): oligosaccharide catabolic process
Molecular function (GO): alpha-amylase activity
Source: RefSeq, a predicted model, not a curated record
AUGUCAGCUUCAACCCCUCCCGAUCGCCAAUGGUGGAAAGAAGCUGUUGUCUACCAAAUCUACCCAGCCAGCUUUCUCGACUCAAACGGUGACGGGCUCGGUGACUUGCCUGGCAUCAUCUCCAAGCUUGACUACAUCCGUUCAGUAGGCGCUACAGCUAUUUGGCUGUCGCCUAUCUUCAAGAGUCCUCAGCAUGACAUGGGCUAUGAUGUUUCAGACUAUCGCGACAUUCAUCGUCCAUACGGUACGAUUGAAGAUGUUGACGCGUUGAUCUCUGGGUGUCAUGAGCGGGGUAUCAAGGUGCUACUUGAUCUUGUGGUGAAUCAUACUAGCCAUGAGCAUGAAUGGUUCAAAGAGUCCCGCUCUUCAAAGACAUCACCAAAGCGAGACUGGUAUUUCUGGCGUGAUCCGAAAUUUGACGCUGAUGGUAAUCGAAAACCGCCUAACAACUGGGCUUCCAUCUUUGGUGGCAGCGCCUGGACGUACGAUGAGACGACAGAACAAUAUUACCUCUCCCUCUUUCUUCCCGAACAGCCUGAUCUCAACUGGGCCAACGAUGAGAUGCGUGAAGCAACAUACGACGAUAUGAAGUUUUGGCUCGACAAAGGCGCUGAUGGCUUCCGCAUCGAUUCAAUGAACCUCAUGUCCAAGCACCCUGAUCUUCCCGAUGCACCCAUAACUCGACCAGACGCUGAGUUUCAGUCGGGUGCUAAAUACUUUGCUAGCGGUCCGCGCAUGCACGAGUAUAUAAGAGAGAUGAGGGAGAAAGUCAUCGACAAGUAUGACUGUAUGACGGUCGGAGAACUAGGCUUCACAAAGGAUGAAGAUAGUGUUGCGAGUUACGUUGCAAAGGAUAGGCAUGAGCUGAAUAUGUUGUUUACGGGAGAUAUUGUUGAUAUGGACUUUGGUCCAAAUCACAAAUACGAACGUGAUGACUUCAGGUUGUCGAAGCUCAAGACUAUUACGAGCCAGUGGCAGGGAGCUAUGCCGAAGUUUGACGGCUGGAACUCUGUUUACAUGGACAACCACGACUCUGGACGCUCUCUAUCACGCUAUGGAUCUGACAAGCCUCAGUUCCGCAAGGAGGCUGCCAAGAUGCUGGCUAUCUACCUCGGUACACUCAGUGGAACGCUGUUUCUUCUCCAAGGUCAAGAAAUCGGCAUGGCGAAUGUCCCUGAGUCAUGGAAGAUUGAAGACUACAUUGAUGUCGAGGGGCUGAACUACUACAACAGUGUGCUCAAGAAGAGGGGGGCUGGAGCUGAUAUGUCCGACAUCAUGAGAGAAAUGAGACUCAAGGCCAGAGACAACGGUCGCUUGCCCAUGCAAUGGACCGCGGACCCCAACGGAGGAUUCACCCCCAGCGACAAGCCGUGGAUGCGCGUCAACGACGAUUAUGAUCAGUGGAACGUUGCACAGCAAGAAAAAGAUAACGAUAGCGUGUUGGCUUUCUACAGAGAAGUUCUUGAGCUGCGACAGAAGGAGAAGGAUGUUUUUGUGUAUGGAAGGUUUGAGAUUCUGGAUGAUUACAAGGAUAGUGAGGAUGUGUUUGCGUAUACGAUGACGAGUUAUGAUGGGAGGAAAGCACUUGUUUUGUUAAGUUUCUCGGAGGAGGAGCAGAAGGUUGAGGUUAAGGGGGAUUGGGGUAGGAGGUUGCUGGGAAGCAAUGUUGAUACUUUUGAGGGGGGGGUUGUGUUGAAGGGGUAUGAGGGAGUGGUAUAUGCUGGGUGGUGA